AUGCAUUAUCCGCCCUGGACCGCCCUCCUUCCGGCAGCAGUCGUCCCCGAUGGCGUCCUGCUACGCUCUCGGGCAGCCUCGACGUCUACUACAUGUUUACCUUCGUCCCUCCUCUCGCUCGUACCUCAGUGUGCCGUUGCCUGCAUACAAUUGUUCGCGGAAUCCAAAUAUCCAGGAGCUACCUGCUCUGCCACUUCAGACCUUGAGUUUCUUUGCACCGAAGACAACACGUCGGAUCUUACGAUCGGAGAAGCCGGUUUACAGUGCGUGGUGUCGUUCUGCACUGGCCAAAAUCAGCUCCAAAUCGGGGUGUACAACGUCUGCGCUGGUAUCGCCGGAGCACAACCAGAGACGGCCCGAACAAUAACAGCAACUCUGUUUGGAACCUCGACAACGGCGGUCUUCUCGACUACAUCGCCCUCCAAGGCCUCGUCCUCGCUGACAUCGCUCACAGUGGCAUCGUCCACGAUGGAGAGCCUUCCACCUUCGGUGACCCCUCCUACCUCUACGGAACAACUAAGCAUGAUUGUCAUGGCUCCCCCCUCCACGACGACAGAUUCUGCAGCUCCUGUGACAUUCUCUUCGGGAGUCGAUUCUUCUUCCUUAUUGAGCCCGUCCCCCGCUACAACCUCAACCCCGCAGACCACCUCUUUGAGUAGUGACACUUCGGGGAGAGAAGCUUCGAAACCUGUACUCAGCACUGCGCAGAUCGCUGGCAUUGCAGUCGGUGGUGUUGCCAUUGCAUUGGCUGUAUUUGCUUUACUCAUGCUUAUGUGCUGGAUGCGUCGAAGGCGUCAAGCUAGACGACGGAGCCAACGACGAUCUCGGCUGGUCGAGGCAGCUCCCCCAUCGGAAUAUCAGAGCCCGCCAAAGCAGGGCACUCCAACAACUUUCAGUAACGUCAGCUCGACCUUGAACGUUCCAACAACAGGCGCACGAUUCUAUGCCCCACAGCAGCCAUCAGAGGAAAAGCGGCGAAGCUUUUGGAGGCGGAGCAUCCGCCCUGAAGAGAUAGGUGUGGCAGUGUCUCCAAAGGCUCCUGGCCCGGAUUCUCCGAUGAGCGCGAGUUCGCAGCAGAGCCUGACUCGACUUUUGCCAACAGCACCAAAACGCGCACUAUGGCCUGCCCCUCUCAAUGUGGAAGCCAUGAGGGAACGCCGGACGUACUCUCAAAGACCACCAAGCGAUGCCACCUUGCUUGAUGAAGAAGUGGAGUCCAAAGUCGAUCGGACUGAAGCGAUCAUGGUUGACAACCAGCCAUUCAUCCUCGAAAAGCCACCUCUGGCAAAAAGACAAAGGACCGUCCCAGCGCCUCUGAAGCUACCGGUCGUGCCUGAGGACCGAACCCAAACUCCCACUCAAGCUGUGCGUAUCCCACUUACGCCGACUUACGAUAACGGAAACGUCGAUUUGAUAUCACCACCACGAGGUUUUGCAACUCCCCCACCGAGAAAUGCGAACGUGGCAGAGGAGCGGCAAAGAACGACGACUUCGGUUUCGAUUCCGGAGCGGAAACUAGCCCCCUCUUCAGCUCAUGCGAGCAGAGACGCCCGUAAAUCGCCUCCCGCCGGCUUUUUCCCUCCUUCAGGCGAAAUCGGCGUCUGGCAGUCUCCAAGAGAGGAACCGUACGUAAGAGCUUCGCGGCUCACACCAGCCGUAGCCAGUCCAAUUGAAAGGCACAGCUCGAUCAGCUCUGAUUUUACCGAAAUUGACGAGGAUACCACCCCAGAGGAGGUGAACAAACAACUUGGACUGACAGCAAACCCGCCAACGCCGUCGGUUGUUACAACAAGAGUAACUGAUUCACAACCUGCUCAGGCGAGCCCGAUUAAAGACUUGAGAUACCCUUCUAUUCCUCGAUCUGCAGCCAUUUCUCGGCAAGCUGAAACCCUUGCAAAGCCUGCCCAGCUUCGAAACCCGCCUGUAAGAUUUGCCGGCCCUGCCUCGCAGAGGGAUCGGCUUGUCCGAGCUGAAGCUAGCUUUGUCCAGACAGAUACGACUUCGUCUGAUGGUUAUCUGUCCGACGAUACCAUCGAAUGGCCUGUGCCGCCUUUGUCCAACUCAGAUUCACGGCGGACUAAUAUGACCGCAAGCAAUCUAAGGCCAAGCCUCGCCCAUGGUAGAGGCACUGCGCCGAACCGCGGACGACGACCACUUUCUCAGAUGAUGAGUCCAUCGUUGAAUGAGAUGGUCGUCUCAGAGGCCAUGUCGACGAAGCUUACUGUUCCUCAAAGAUCUCCCUCGAGCAAGGCACGGCUUACACCAAGCAAAUCGAAGAGCGGGGAUCUCUAUCUCACGGUCGAUCUGUAG
Molecule: messenger RNA, 2310 nt
Organism: Exophiala spinifera
Lineage: Eukaryota; Fungi; Ascomycota; Eurotiomycetes; Chaetothyriales; Herpotrichiellaceae
Exons: 1
Coding region: 1-2310 (769 amino acids)
Source: RefSeq, a predicted model, not a curated record